This is a messenger RNA of Coccidioides posadasii C735 delta SOWgp, 756 nucleotides long. RefSeq lists its product as uncharacterized. The record is from RefSeq and is a predicted model, not a curated record. NCBI's taxonomy places the organism in Eukaryota, Fungi, Ascomycota, Eurotiomycetes, Onygenales, Onygenaceae.
UGCCAACGACAGCUGCUCAAUUGCAGACAACUCGGGCGGUCUACUAAAGCAAUUGCCUUUUCUAGUUCGACUUCAAAAUGGCUGCUGACCAUGGCAGGCCGCUUGUACCCCCCAAGCAACUUAGAACUGACUACCCGCUUAUAGAUUCUGAUCCACAUGUAAAACGAGUGUUCGGAUAUGCCAGAACGUCCGAUUGGGCGCUGGGAGGUGCUACUGCCAUCCUCGGCCCCCUCACAUUUGCCAUUAUGGAGAGAGUACAGCCGGCUCACUCGGGUAAAAUCAAUUUCGCCAGAUGUAUGCGCUUGGCGGGUGGUAUAGGAUUGGUCGCCGGUGCUAUUACAGUUUAUCAGAGAUCUUGCAAUCGAUUCUACGGACUUUCGGAGAAUAAGAGAGAAGAAGAAAUGGAUAUGAGAGAAAUGGUUGAUAAAGUGAAGAGAGGAGAGCCUCUAUACGGAGAGUCCUCGCUGUCCCCUUACAUGCAGGGUGUCGCUGCGAGAAAUUCGCGAUACUCGAGCUUGUUUAUCCACGUCAUUCCUUGGUUCAAUGUUGUGAACCAUAACCAGCAUGGUGUCGACACUGCGAAAUACUACCGCCAAGCGGAGCGGGAACUAGAAGCCGAACGCAUGCAGAAGGAGGGCCUUUAGAAUGCGAUUAGCUAAAGAGACAUAUUACACCUUUCUCUACUAAAAGCUCAGAUUCCUCUGUGUACUUGUACAUACCUUCAUGGCUCGAAAUGCUAGUUUUCCUUUGUUAAGG